GUGUGGGUAAUUUUGGCUUUUUACAGUGGCAACAUCCUUACCGCAUGUGUAUGUGUAUUACACGGUACUGCGGUUGAAACUGAAACGUGAAACUAUGAAACUUCAACAUAACCUAUAAAUAUCAUGUGGUCAAUGUUGUUUAUGAAUUUUUAGGUUAUACGUAAAUUGCCAAUAGUUAGCUGUUAGGAUGGCGGCUGUUGAAGAAAUAGCCAUUACCAGCUGUUUAAACGAUAUUACAGCAUGGGAUGUACAGACAGGAAACGCUCUGAUGGUCUACAAGGGGGACAGCGCUGUGGCACCAGGAGGCUUGAGUGUCCUGGCUGCGCAGUACGUAGUGGCAGCCCUGCAGCAGAAACCCCUGCUGCGGGUGUGGCCAGUCAACAGUCAGCAGCCACUCAGCACUCCACGGUUCGUCUGUCCCGGCCGUGUCAACCUCGCUCAAGCCAGCCCUGACGGCUGUUACAUUGCUGUCACCAUCUUAGAGAAGAUACAUGUCUAUCAGGUGGCAUCUGGAAGGAUAGUAUGGUCAGGGGUGCACCAUUUGCAGCCCAUUAAUGUGGUGAAGUGGUCUGUGGACGGUGGACUGGUGGUCUGCGGUGGUCAAGACGGACUGGUAACUGUGUGGGGAUUGAGCCACACCACCACUGGCCCCACCAGUACUCCCACACCCCGCCUGGUACUGGCGGACCACUCGUUGCCAAUCACGGAUCUCACUGUGUCCAGUCCACGGCUAGUAACUGUAUCAAGCGAUCACACAUGCAAGAUGUAUGACUUGGAAGGUGGCUCUCUGCUGGUAUCUGUGGUGGUGAACAGUUUACCAACAUCAGUGGCCUUGUCGCCUCUAGAGACUGAGGUGUAUGUUGGCACAGCUGAUGGUCCUGUCCUCGUUAUAAGUAUGACCUCACCACCUCGCCAGUUGGAGUAUCACCUGGAUGCAGAGAACACCAAGGUAUUAUCAGGCCACUCGGCAGCUGUGCGCAGCCUCUCUGCCUCCCGCUGCGGUUCUCUGCUGCUGUCCGGGUCUGUGGACGGUUCUGUGAAGUUGUGGAACGUUGUCAGCGGCCAUUGUGAGCUAGACCUCUCCCAUCAAGGGCCUGUCACCAACGCUUUCUUUGCUCCCAAGGCACCUCAGAUGUUCCACACCGAGCUGAAGCCUUCAGUCGUCCUCAGUGGCUUCCAGACUGCGAAUAGUGAACAGACAGACUGUAUCUCAGUGAUCACGGAGAGACCCCUAGCUCUCUGUAGUGACAGAACACUUACCGUAGAUACAACCCAGACAGACCCUUCCUCCGAGGCCAGGAUCAAAUCCAUGCAGAUGGAAAUCGAUCUGCUCCGGUCCAUCAACUCCAAUCUGUAUAGGUUCUCCGUGAAUAAAAUAAUAAGGAACAAUAAAACUGUUUCCCCUGUUGCUCGAACUGUGGAAGGAACUGGACCAAAUAAGACAAGCAAAAAGAAGAAUAAUUUAAAGAAAACAUCCAAACAUGGUUUUAAUAGUCAGACAAAACAUGUUGUUCCCGUUAUUGGUUCAAGUGUUAAUGGUAUUUCAAAAAAGAAAAAGAAGAAAAAGAGAAAGAACAAGAUUGAAAUAACUAAUUAAAUUAUAUCAUAAGUUACAUUUUGCUGGACUUUAUAUGAAAUAUAGCCCAUUUUCUUCUCGUUA
Homalodisca vitripennis (glassy-winged sharpshooter) is the source of this 1660-nucleotide messenger RNA. RefSeq names its product WD repeat-containing protein 18. Gene Ontology annotation, biological process: rRNA processing; DNA-templated DNA replication. The record is from RefSeq and is a predicted model, not a curated record. Gene Ontology annotation, cellular component: nuclear pre-replicative complex. The transcript is spliced from 5 exons. Bases 188 to 1597 code for a protein of 469 amino acids. Lineage: Eukaryota; Metazoa; Arthropoda; Insecta; Hemiptera; Cicadellidae. Gene Ontology annotation, molecular function: protein binding.